Molecule: messenger RNA, 438 nt
Organism: Iphiclides podalirius (scarce swallowtail)
Lineage: Eukaryota; Metazoa; Arthropoda; Insecta; Lepidoptera; Papilionidae
Source: the annotation of a GenBank genome assembly
AUGCCGUGUCGCUGCGCCCACGCGUCGAUUGUGAUGCCCGGUCGCAUCGGAACCGAAGGCGGGCGGAAAGCUCGGAAGGCGCACUUCGGGGAGUACCUGCUGAGGCAGCAAAUGUUGCACGCGGCAUCGUUGAGCGGUUUGCAGCACCGAGUUGGGGCGGACGCCGAGCCGCCGGCGUGCGAUGCGCGUCUGCUCAACGCUGAGCUGUGGCGCCGCUUCCACGACAUAGGCACCGAGAUGAUCAUCACCAAGGGGGGCCGCCAUCGCGUCGCAAUGAGCGCGAACGGCAAAAAGUCGGUUCCCUCGCCGGAGUCCGCCGCCGCGGCCGCGUCCGCUGUCGGCUUUUUGCCGGCGCGGGCGCAGCAAUUAGUCCGCACCGUCCGCGGCGUGGCCGUGACGUCACGCAGCCCCGGGCGGACCACCGCAGCUCCGCCACGA